Molecule: messenger RNA, 456 nt
Organism: Rodentolepis nana
Lineage: Eukaryota; Metazoa; Platyhelminthes; Cestoda; Cyclophyllidea; Hymenolepididae
Source: the annotation of a GenBank genome assembly
CUUAUUUCGCUAAGACCCUUUCUCUCUAUUCUUUCUAGUUGCAAGAUUCCUGGUGUUGUAUUAUCGCAUCACAGCUGGUAUGAUACGUACAAACUUAGAACAGUCGAAGAAAUGCAAAGUACGAAAAAAACGGAACCACAAAGUGAAAACCAGCAAAGAUACCAAGAGAAGAAAACACGGACAGUAUUUUCGCGGACCCAAGUAAGUACUCUGGAAGGCGCCUUUGGAUCAAAGCACUAUUUAUCGAGCGGAGAACGAAUCAGUCUUGCUAAGCAUCUUCGGCUCACUGAAACCCAGGUCAAGAUAUGGUUCCAGAAUCGGCGGAACAAACUGAAACGCAAAAGGAAGCUUGAAAUGGAAGCCACUGCAAGGGAAUCGAUUCUCCCUUCGGAGAAAACUAAAGAUGUGUGGCCUCCAGGGGUAACCAGAUUUUGGAUUCAAAAAUACUGCAACUAA